AUGUACCGCACCCAGCACAAUGGGGUCCUGGUUUCUGACUGGGGCUCUCGGGUGCUAUGGCCCUCCAUUGCCCUCAGCCCGCUCCCACGGGAGCCGUCCCCGGGCCUCAGCCGGUAUGGGGACCUCUGUAAUGACUGGCGGGGGGGGCAGCACGUGGAGAGCGGCCCUAGGAGCGUGGCGGAGGAGAACGCCCGGCUGCAGGAGCUCAUCGCGGAGGAGCUGGCGCAGGCCGAGCGCUGGCAGGGGCACUACGAGGGGCUGCUGGGGCACCAGGCCCGGCUCCACGCCCUGCUGCAGGCCCAGAGCCUGGAGUCUCUGGAGCAGGCAGCCCGGGCGCUGCGGGACGAGCUGGAGGAGGCUCAGGGGGCCUUGCGGGAGCAGCAAGAGCAGAGUCGCCGGCGCCACGUCCACCAGCGGGAGAAAGAAAACCAGAGAUUGGCUGAGAUCAUCCAGGAGCUGGAGGGAAAGAGGCAACUGUGGGACAUGGAGGCCAAACACCAGGCCAAGGCUGACAGGAUCCGGGAGAAGCAGCGACACAUGGAAGAGCUGAGCGGGACCAUCCACGGACUUGCUCGAAGGACCCAGGUCCUGCACGGGAACAUCAGCUGCUGGGGCGAUCGGGUGCUGGAGGCUCGGCAGGAGGCAGAGCUCUUCCAGAGGGAGGCGCUAUACGGACCCCUGGGGACCCCGCCCUGCAGCCUCCUGUGGGAGGAGAGAGUGCGUGACCAGACGGAGAAGCUGUUGUGUCAGGAGUCGGGGGCCUCAGGGCCAAGGGGGCGACUCCCCCCCAGGCUGCGGCUGGCCGGGCAGCUGUUCUGGGCCCUGGCCAAGGGCCUGUUCCUGGCCCUGCUGGGCCCCCUGGUGCUGGGCCCCCUCCGCGCCCUGCUGUCGUGCCUGCCCCCCGUCUGCCGGGCCCUGGCUCUACGUGUGCCCCAAGGAGACGCUGCCCCCCUGAGCCACGUGGGGCUGAACCCCAACCGCUAA
Molecule: messenger RNA, 984 nt
Organism: Malaclemys terrapin pileata
Lineage: Eukaryota; Metazoa; Chordata; Testudines; Emydidae
Exons: 11
Coding region: 1-984 (327 amino acids)
Source: RefSeq, a predicted model, not a curated record